Messenger RNA from Ornithorhynchus anatinus (platypus), 1127 nucleotides. RefSeq names its product NFU1 iron-sulfur cluster scaffold (gene NFU1). Gene Ontology annotation, biological process: iron-sulfur cluster assembly. The transcript is spliced from 8 exons. NCBI's taxonomy places the organism in Eukaryota, Metazoa, Chordata, Mammalia, Monotremata, Ornithorhynchidae. Gene Ontology annotation, molecular function: iron ion binding; iron-sulfur cluster binding. Bases 20 to 790 code for a protein of 256 amino acids. The record is from RefSeq and is a predicted model, not a curated record. Gene Ontology annotation, cellular component: mitochondrion.
CGGGCGGUGCCUCGCCAAGAUGGCGGCGGCUGAGGCGGCGCGAGGGGCAAUCAGGGCGGCCUCCAUGGCGGCGGUGCUCAGCGCCCGAUUCUGUCGCAAAACCGUCGGGCUCUUCAGCCCGAGGAAGCAACCGCUCCAUCGGGCCGUUCAAAGAUCCCGUUUCCUUCACCCGGCAACACUACGGAACGCAGCGAGAUCCAUGUUCAUUCAAACCCAGGAUACCCCGAACCCCAACAGCGUGAAGUUCGUUCCCGGAAGGCCGGUGCUGGAGUCACGGACGAUGGAUUUCCCCACCCCGGCGACCGCCUUCCGCUCACCGCUGGCCAGGCACCUGUUCCGGAUCGAAGGGGUGAAGAGCGUCUUCUUGGGUCCAGAUUUCAUCACCGUCACUAAGGAGAACGAAGACGUGGACUGGAACUUGCUGAAACCCGACAUCUACGCCACCAUCAUGGAUUUCUUUGCCUCGGGCCUGCCGGUGGUGACGGAGGAAGCGCCCUCGGCGGAAGCCGCGGCGGAGGAAGAAGACGAAGUGGUAGCGAUGAUCAAAGAGUUACUGGAUACCAGAAUCAGGCCGACGGUGCAGGAGGACGGCGGCGACGUGAUCUACCGGGGCUUCGAGGACGGCGUCGUGCAGCUGAAGCUGCAGGGCUCCUGCACCAGCUGCCCCAGCUCCAUCGUCACCCUCAAGAGCGGAAUCCAGAACAUGCUGCAGUUCUACAUCCCCGAGGUCGAAGGGGUGGAACAGGUUGUGGAUGAUGAAGAUGAAGAAAAAGAAAUAAAAUCUCCUUGAACGCUCUGGAGCUUCCCGAGCCUACGUAUUCUGGUUUUCUUUUUAUUCUCUCUGUACUAGGCUUUUCCGGUUGGAUUCCGAAGGCUCAAUAAAACGGGCCGUUUUCUUCAGAGAACAGUAUUUAAAUUGAAUCUCACCCACAACAAGAGAGAAAAUGCCUUUAUUAAAAAAAACCCCUGGCAGUUCUGCUGAAAACUCUUCUUUUUUCCUUUUGUCAUAUAUUUGUGUUCAAAAAUCUCCCAGGGCAGCAUUAUCCGUACCGUCACUGGGUAAGCGGUGGAAUGAUUUUGAGUUUCUCGUCGUUAGCGUAAAUUAUUAAACGGUUGCCGGAACUGUG